Microbotryum saponariae is the source of this 895-nucleotide messenger RNA. Lineage: Eukaryota; Fungi; Basidiomycota; Microbotryomycetes; Microbotryales; Microbotryaceae. The record is from the annotation of a GenBank genome assembly.
AUGGCUGGUCUCCUCAUCUACGGCGCGACCUAUCUGGUCGUCAAAGCCGUCGACACGGUCAAAACCCGUCGGUCACCCGUCGUACCGACCCCACCGCUCUCGGACCCCGCGACGUAUCAUUACGGUGGCGAUUCCAACUUGGGCACCAGUCUACUCGUGACAGAAGUCGAGUCGGUCCCUCGUCAAAGGGGUACGAAACGAGAAAUGAAGCAGAGACCUUUUACUGAACGUCAACUCAAAGGUGCGUCGUGGUAACUGCUUUCGGGGGUGCUCGAUAGGGAAGCGGGGCUGACCUGCCGGAGGGUCAUUUACGAUCGGCAUGCAGAGCUGUAUCGAUCCUGGAAGUACCGAGACGAUAUGCUUUUGUCCAAGCAGAACGGGUUGGAGUAUGCGAUUGCACAUGGUUGGGAUGUAUGUUGGGCCGGAAGGUGAGUCCAAAUCCUCGACCGAACCGAAUGUGUGGGGAAUAUGCCCUGAUCGCGGGACGACCACCCCCAUCUCCUUCUUCUUCAGGACAAGCGAAUUCUCGACCGUCCGCCGCGCCCGUUCGGAAUCCAGAUUCGUCGUCGACCAACUAGCCCUAGCCAUCGCCUGGUGUCGCUCUCAACAAGUCCCGAAAACCUCUCUCGUAUCGACCCUCGAACCCCGAUCGAAGAUACGUCGACAAACCCGAUCAGCCCAUUCCAGCUGUCCCCCGAGUUUGUUGGAACUUCCUUGGCCUAUCCCUGAACCGCCUGGGGAGAGGGAGUAUGGAUCGGUGAUUGAAAGGGCUCCAAGGUUCACGAGGGAGGGUCCGGAGGCGUUGCCACUCUAUUCACCGGCUGUCGAUCAGGAGAGGGGGGAACGGAGGUUGGAGUUCACGCCCAUUGCUGAAGGUGAGAGGUGGAGAGCUUGA